AUGGCUUUAUUGAAAAGAGGGGCUCGUACUAAAACAGCAGCAGUCCCACAGAAAAGGUCUGCUAAAAUCAAAAAGGCCACUUUUGAAUCAGGAAAAAAGAAGGAAGUUGGUGUCUCUGAUUUAACUUUAUUAUCAAAAAUCUCAGAUGAAGCUAUCAAUGAAAAUUUAAAGAAAAGAUUUCUUAAUGGAACUAUUUAUACCUAUAUUGGUCAUGUGUUAAUUAGUGUUAAUCCAUUUCGUGAUCUUGGGAUCUAUAAAGACUCCAUUAUUGAGGCGUAUAAGGGUAAAAAUAGAUUGGAAGUCCCUCCUCAUGUCUAUGCAAUUGCAGAAGCCAUGUAUUACAAUUUAAAAUCGUAUAAUGAAAACCAAUGUGUUAUUAUUUCUGGUGAAUCAGGUGCAGGUAAGACUGAAGCUGCUAAGCGAAUCAUGCAAUACAUUGCUGCUGCUUCCACUUCACACUCUGAAUCUAUCGGUCAGAUCAAGGAUAUGGUGCUUGCUACCAAUCCACUUUUAGAAGCAUUUGGUUGUGCCAAAACACUAAGAAAUAAUAACUCUUCUAGACAUGGUAAAUAUUUAGAAAUCAAGUUCAAUUCUCAGUUUGAACCAUGUGCAGGGAAUAUUACAAAUUACUUAUUAGAGAAGCAAAGAGUCGUAGGACAAAUUAAAAAUGAAAGAAAUUUCCACAUUUUUUACCAGUUUACUAAAGGUGCAUCUGAACAAUAUAGACAAAUUUUUGGAGUACAGAAACCAGAACAAUACAUUUAUACCUCUGCAUCAGGCUGCACAGCUGUGGAUAAUAUGGACGAUGUUAAAGAAUUUAAUGAAACUUUGAAAGCUAUGAAAAUUAUUGGGCUAACACAAGAAGAACAAGACCAAAUAUUCAGAGCAUUAUCUGCUAUUUUAUGGAUUGGUAAUAUCACUUUCAUUGAAAAUGAUGAAGGAAAUGCACAAGUGAGAGAUACCUCUGUUACAGAUUUUGUUGCAUAUUUAUUACAAGUUGAUGCACAAUUAUUAAUAAAAUCAUUGGUGGAAAGAAUAAUGGAAACUAAUCAUGGUAUGAGAAGAGGUUCUAUCUAUCAUGUUCCAUUAAACAUUGUUCAAGCAACAGCUGUUAGAGAUGCCUUGGCGAAGGCUAUUUAUAACAAUUUGUUUGAAUGGAUUGUGGAUAGAGUCAACAUUUCUUUACAAGCUUAUCCCGGUGCUGACAAAUCCAUCGGUAUCUUAGAUAUUUAUGGGUUUGAAAUUUUUGAACAUAAUUCUUUUGAACAACUUUGUAUCAACUAUGUUAACGAAAAGUUACAACAAAUUUUCAUUCAAUUAACUUUAAAACAAGAACAAGAAACCUAUGAAAGAGAACAAAUUCAAUGGACACCUAUCAAAUAUUUCGACAAUAAAGUUGUUUGUGAUUUGAUUGAAGCAAGAAGACCACCAGGUAUUUUUGCUGCAAUGAAUGAUUCUGUAGCCACAGCUCAUGCUGAUUCUAAUGCUGCCGAUCAAGCAUUUGCUCAAAGAUUAAACCUAUUUAGCUCCAAUCCUCAUUUUGAAUUGAGACAGAACAAAUUUGUUAUUAAACAUUAUGCAGGGGAUGUCACAUAUGAAGUGAAUGGUAUUACUGACAAAAACAAGGAUCAAUUACAAAAGGAUUUAGUGGAAUUGAUGAGUACCACUCAAAAUCCAUUUAUUCAUACCAUCUUUCCAGCUGAAGUUGACAAGGAUUCAAAAAGAAGACCUCCUACUGCUGGUGAUAAGAUUAUCAAGAGUGCAAAUGAAUUGGUAGAAACUUUGUCAAAAGCACAACCUUCCUAUAUCAGAACUAUAAAACCUAACCAAACUAAAUCACCAAGUGAUUAUGAUGACCAUCAAGUGUUACAUCAAAUCAAGUAUUUGGGUUUACAAGAAAACGUUAGAAUUAGGAGAGCAGGGUUUGCUUAUAGACAAACUUUUGAUAAAUUUGUGGAAAGAUUUUAUUUGUUGUCUUCACGUUGUUCUUAUGCUGGUGACUAUAUAUGGCAGGGUGAAACAUUAGAUGCUGUUAAACACAUAUUAACAGAUACAGCAAUUCCCUCAACAGAAUUUCAAUUGGGUACCACUAGUGUUUUUAUUAAAACACCAGAAACUUUAUUUGCACUAGAGCAUAUGAGAGAUAGAUACUGGCAUAACAUGGCGGCAAGAAUCCAACGUGCUUGGAGAAGAUUCUUACAAAGAAGAAUCGAUGCAGCUACUAAAAUUCAAAGAGCUAUUAGAGAAAAGAAAGAAGGUAACAAAUAUGAAAAGUUACGUGAUUAUGGUACUAAACUUUUGGCUGGCAGAAAGGAAAGAAGAACAAUGUCAUUAUUAGGCUAUAGAGCAUUUAUGGGAGAUUAUCUUUCAUGUAAUGAAUCUAAGACAAAAGGUUCAUAUAUCAAAAGACAAGCUGGAAUUAAAGAAAAGGUUAUUUUUUCUAUUCAUGGUGAAGCAUUACAUUCCAAAUUUGGUAGAUCUGCACAAAGACUUCCAAAGACUUUUAUUGUAACACCAACUGCUUUCUAUAUUAUAGGUCAAACAAUGAUUCAAAAUUCAAUGAAAUAUGUUGCAGAAUACAUUAUUGAUGUUAAAACAAUAACUCAGUUGAACAUGACAAACUUGCAAGAUGGAUGGAUAGGUGUUGGUAUCACCGAUGUUAAUAAACCAGAUCCAUUGAUCAAUACAUACUUUAAAACUGAAUUAGUUACCCAUUUAAAAAAAUUAAAUAGUUCCAUUAAAAUUAAAAUUAAUUCUACUAUAGAAUACAGAAAGAAACCUGGAAAAAUGCAUGUAGUGAGAAGUCAAAUUAAUGAGGCAGCACCUAAGUAUGGUGAUAUUUACAAAUCCAGUACUAUUUCUGUUCGUCGUGGUCACCCUGGAAACUCUUCACAACAUAAAAAACCAAGAAAAAAGAAAAUUGGCACACAUACAUACAUAUCAAAGCCAGCUCAUAACAAUAUAUCUACAAUAUCCAAGCUCUCUACGCAAAGCAAUACUGCGCCAGUACAUCAUACUCAACAAUCAAAACCUGCUGCACCAAUCCCAAGGGCUACUACCAAGAAGAGAGCUCCACCACCACCGGUUAUGCAAGGUCAUUCCCUAGCAGCUAGUGCAGCCAAAGCCGUUUACAACCCUACAAAUAAUACCUCUAAUACUGCUGCUUCAAAUAGUACAUCUACAUCUGCCUCAAAAAGUCUAAUACCACCCACUAGCACCACUGCACAUAAAAAAGCAGCACCAAGACCACCAUCAGCCAAUAACUUAGGUAAUAGUCAAGCUCAGUCUAAAACACAAUCAACACCAAAACCAGAACAACAACCUGCUGUUGAACCAGCUACAACAACAACCCAGAAGAAGAGUGCAGGACCACCACCACCACCUCCUCCUCCUCCAAUGGCCAAACCAUCGGAACCAAAAUUCCAAGCUGCAUAUGAUUUCCCAGGUUCAGGGUCUCCUUCUGAAUUGCCAUUAAAGAAAGGUGAUAUUGUCUAUGUAAGUAGACAAGAACCGAGUGGAUGGUCAUUAGCCAAACUCUUAGAUGGAUCUAAAGAAGGUUGGGUUCCAACAGCGUAUAUGACUGAAUAUAAAGAAACUUUACCAACCCAAGUACAAUAUACUCCUGUUCCACAAAGCACUGCAUCCUCUACAAGCCAGCAACAAGAUUUCAACUCAACAAACACUUCUAUUGCAGGUGCUACCACCAUGUCCACACAGCAGAGCUUUAGUGAUGGAUUAGCAUCUGCACUAGCUGCAAGAGCCAAUAAAAUGAGACAAGAGAGUGGAGAUGAAGAAGAACAAAGUGAUGAUGAUGAUGAUUGGUAA
This is a messenger RNA of Arxiozyma heterogenica, 3825 nucleotides long. RefSeq names its product myosin 3 (gene MYO3). Gene Ontology annotation, biological process: actin filament organization; endocytosis; vesicle transport along actin filament. Gene Ontology annotation, cellular component: actin cortical patch; myosin complex; cytoplasm. Gene Ontology annotation, molecular function: actin filament binding; microfilament motor activity; ATP binding. Bases 1 to 3825 code for a protein of 1274 amino acids. The record is from RefSeq and is a predicted model, not a curated record. The transcript has a single exon. Lineage: Eukaryota; Fungi; Ascomycota; Saccharomycetes; Saccharomycetales; Saccharomycetaceae.